AUGAAGGGUUCAUUUCUGCUGUUGCAUGCCCUGGUGGCGGCCGUUGGGUCAAUUCCAACGCGCUCUGACUAUGUCCUCCACGAACGUCGCGAUGCUAUACCAAGCCACUGGACUGGCGAGAAGCGUCUGGACGGCCAGACCAUGCUACCUAUGCGAAUUGGUCUGACCCAGUCGAACUUGGACCGGGGUCAUGAUCUUCUGAUGGAAGUGUCCACGCCCGGUUCCCAUCGGUACGGCGACCACCUGACCGUUGACGACGUCCAUGAUCUAUUCGCCCCCAGUCAAGACAGUGUAGACACCGUCCGCUCGUGGCUGGAGUCCGCAGGCAUUGCCCCUGAUCGUAUCACCCAGUCGACAAACAAGCAAUGGCUCCAGUUCGAUGUGGGCGCCGACGAGGUCGAACAACUUCUCAAGACGGAGUUUUACCGUUACUCGCACGCCGGCACUGGUCGGUCCCAUGUGGCUUGCCGGGAAUACCACGUCCCGGAAGGUGUGCAAUCGCACAUCGACUAUAUCACGCCCGGUGUCAAGCAUCUGGAGAUUCGAGAGGAGCGACCGGCUGAAAAACGUAGCGUUGACAAGCGGUCAUUUGGCAUUCUCCCACCAAUCCUCCGACCAUUGACCCUGCCUUUGGAGGAGUUACUAGGCCAGCUGCUGUUCUUGUGUGAUGUCGCUGUCACGCCUGCUUGCAUUCAGGGUAAGUCCACAUCCACCCCAACCUCCGUGAUGACUCGCGCUGACGGACCAGCCAUGUACAACGUAACCGACGGCGACAAGGCAACCAAGGGUAAUGAGCUCGGUAUCUUCGAGGAUCUAGGUGAUGUCUACAGCCAGGAUGACCUGGACCUCUUUUUCUCGACUCUCGCCCAUAAGAUCCCCACCGGCACACACCCAAUCCUCAACGCCAUCGACGGCGCCCAAGCACCAGCCGACACCACCAACGCCGGCACAGAAUCAGACCUCGACUUCGAGAUCUCGUACCCACUGAUCUGGCCCCAGAACUCCAUCCUCUUCCAAACCGACGACCCCGUCUACCAAAACAACUACACCUUCAACGGGUUCCUCAACAACUUCCUCGACGCUAUCGACGGAUCCUACUGCAGCGAGACCUCCCCACUCGACCCACCCUACCCCAACCCAGCCGACGGCGGCUACAAAUCCCCGCGCCAAUGCGGCGUCUACAAGCCCACAAACGUCAUCUCGAUCUCCUACGGCGGCGCCGAAUCCGACCUCCCGAUCGCCUACCAGCGCCGCCAAUGCCAA
Aspergillus nomiae NRRL 13137 is the source of this 1263-nucleotide messenger RNA. RefSeq names its product putative alkaline serine protease AorO. Gene Ontology annotation, biological process: proteolysis. The transcript has 4 exons. The record is from RefSeq and is a predicted model, not a curated record. The annotation marks the transcript as partial. Gene Ontology annotation, molecular function: tripeptidyl-peptidase activity; serine-type endopeptidase activity. Lineage: Eukaryota; Fungi; Ascomycota; Eurotiomycetes; Eurotiales; Aspergillaceae.